UGGGUCCCCACGUGUCCCUAUGGGUCUCUAUGGGAUCCCCGUGUCCCCGCAGGCUGCGUCCCCAGCAUGGUGGACCUGGUGUUCCUGUUUGACGGCUCUGGCAGCCUGACGGCAGCACAGUUCGAGGCCAUGCGGGACUUCAUGGUGGAGGUGAUGGAGCAGCUGAGCAACAGCUCCUUCAGGUUCGCAGCCGUGCAGUUCUCCGACUUCCCGGAGCCGGUUUUCUCCUUCCGCGAUUACUCGGAGCGGCCGCAGCCCCGGCAGCUGCUGCGCCACGUCCGGCAGCAGGGCGGCUUCACCGACACCUUCACGGCCAUCCGAUACGUCGCGGAGCAGACCUUCACAGCAGAGAACGGCUCCCGGCCCGGCGCCCGCCGCGUCCUCAUCAUCGUCACCGACGGCGACGCCACCGACAGCGGCACCGUGCAGGCGGCCGAGGAGCGCGGCAUCGUGCGAUACGUCAUCGGG
Messenger RNA from Lagopus leucura (white-tailed ptarmigan), 468 nucleotides. RefSeq names its product integrin alpha-L-like. The annotation marks the transcript as partial. The record is from RefSeq and is a predicted model, not a curated record. The transcript is spliced from 3 exons. NCBI's taxonomy places the organism in Eukaryota, Metazoa, Chordata, Aves, Galliformes, Phasianidae.